GUUCGUAUUGUGUUUUUCUUUUGUUCUUUAUCAAUGCUACUGCUUUAACUUUGUCACAGCGAGAGUGAGCCAAGCGCCCGUAAAGAGCUUUUGGCAACAGGCUUUGCCCAUUCGUUAUACCAGGAACUAAUCACCAGCAGCCACGCUCGCUAGCUCACUAGUCAUGUGCUGUCAGGAAUAAAGACAGUGUAGGGCAGUGAACCUGAACUUGGCCCGUUCAUCCAUACUGCAUUGAGUGAUUGCAUGCAGUGGAGUCAAAUGCCACUCGGGACUGAAGAACUCGCAUCAUCUUGCAUUCCUGCUGGAUAUAGUAGGAAGGACCCUUGACAGAAUCCAGUAAUUAAAAGCCACAGGACGAAGUCUUCAGGCUGGCCACCUCCUUCAGGAACCUGGGGCUUGAACCAGGGGCCACCCUAUGGAUGGGAGAUGACGGCCAACCGGGAUGGCCGAGACUGCUUCAUCAAUCACAUGACACAGGCGCUCCCAUUUGAUGACCCUCGAUUUGAGAGCUGCCAAAUCAUACCUCCUGCUCCCAGGAAGGUGGAGAUGCGGAGGGACCCCGUACUGGGGUUUGGCUUUGUGGCAGGGAGUGAAAAACCCGUGGUUGUCCGCUCAGUUACACCAGGUGGCCCUUCGGAAGGCAAACUGAUCCCGGGAGAUCAGAUUGUGAUGAUCAAUGAUGAACCGGUCAGCGCUGCACCAAGGGAGCGGGUCAUCGACCUGGUCAGAAGCUGCAAGGAAUCGAUACUCCUCACUGUCAUUCAGCCUUACCCUUCUCCUAAAUCAGCAUUUAUUAGUGCUGCAAAGAAGGCAAGAUUAAAGUCCAAUCCAGUCAAAGUGCGCUUCUCCGAGGAGGUCAUCAUCAAUGGCCAAGUGUCGGAAACCGUUAAGGACAAUUCACUUCUUUUUAUGCCAAAUGUUCUGAAAGUCUAUCUGGAAAAUGGGCAGACCAAAUCAUUUCGCUUUGACUGCAGCACCUCCAUAAAGGAUGUCAUCCUAACCCUUCAAGAGAAGCUCUCCAUCAGAGGUAUUGAACAUUUCUCACUUAUGCUGGAGCAAAGGACAGAAGGCUCUGGAACCAAGCUGCUGUUGCUUCACGAACAGGAGACUCUAACUCAGGUGACCCAGAGACCCAGCUCCCAUAAGAUGCGGUGUCUUUUCCGAAUUAGCUUCGUCCCAAAGGAUCCAAUAGAUCUUUUAAGAAGAGACCCGGUGGCAUUUGAGUAUCUCUAUGUUCAGAGUUGUAACGAUGUCGUUCAGGAGCGGUUUGGACCAGAGCUGAAAUACGACGUCGCUCUGCGGCUGGCGGCCUUACAAAUGUACAUCGCCACCGUUACCACCAAGCAGACACAGAAAAUCUCCCUCAAGUACAUCGAAAAAGAAUGGGGAUUAGAGACAUUUCUUCCCUCUGCUGUGCUGCAAAGCAUGAAAGAGAAGAACAUAAAGAAAGCACUUUCACACCUUGUCAAAGCAAAUCAAAACUUGGUACCACCGGGUAAAAAGCUCUCCGCGCUGCAAGCCAAGGUCCAUUAUCUCAAGUUCCUCAGUGACCUGCGAUUGUAUGGGGGUCGUGUGUUCAAGGCGACAUUAGUGCAGGCAGAAAAGCGCUCAGAAGUGACUCUCCUGGUCGGGCCCCGAUAUGGCAUAAGUCAUGUCAUCAACACAAAAACCAACCUCGUGGCUCUGUUAGCUGACUUUAGCCAUGUCAACAGGAUUGAGAUGUUUACUGAAGAGGAGAGCUUGGUGAGAGUGGAGCUCCACGUGCUUGAUGUCAAGCCCAUCACUCUUUUGAUGGAAUCUUCAGAUGCCAUGAACCUGGCCUGCCUAACUGCUGGAUACUACAGACUACUUGUGGAUUCCAGAAGGUCGAUAUUUAACAUGGCAAACAAGAAAAACACAGGGACCCAGGAAACAGGAGCUGAAAGCAAAGGCAAGCAUAACCUCGUUGGCACAGAUUGGAACUGUAUACCCCAAAUGACCACCUUUAUUGGCGAAGGGGAACAAGAAGCCCAGAUCACAUACAUCGAUUCAAAACAGAAGACGGUGGAGAUGGCAGAAGGCACCCUCUGCCCCAAAGACCACCGGCACCUGUACUUGGACAGUGGCUACAAUCCAGAGGCGCUCAGCCAGCCGCUGGCCCCACCAGGGGAGGCUCCGUGUGAGGCCGACUACCGGGGUCUGGCUCAGCGCUCGCUCUUGACCUUCUCAGGCACAGACACUCUAAAGAAAGCACAGGAGUCUCCGAGAGGAGCUAAAGUGUCCUUUAUUUUUGGGGAUCUCGCCUUGGAUGACAGUCUGACUCCCCCAACUCUAGGCUACGAGCGACUCUUGGAGGAGAACCCAGAGUUGCUGGAGAAGCAGAGGAAGCUCUACAUGAGCAGUGCCAACGACAUGAAGAACCUGGAGCUCACGCCCGACCCGGAGAGCAUCCAGUUUGUGGCAAAUUCCGUUUACGCAAACAUCGGCGACGUAAAGACCUUCGAGGCCGCUGGGGGCAUCGAGGAGCCCCUCCUGCACGACAUCUGUUACGCCGAGAACACUGACGAUGCCGAGGACGAGGACGAGGUGAGCUGCGAGGAGGACCUGGUGGUGGGAGAGAUCAGCCAGCCCGCCCUCCUCAACCUGUCUGGGUCGAGCGACGACAUCAUCGACCUCACGUCCCUGCCGCCGCCAGAAGGGGGUGACAAUGAGGAUGACUUCCUGCUGCGCUCCUUGAACAUGGCCAUCGCCGCCCCACCCCCUGGUUUCCGAGAUAGUUCCGAUGAGGAAGACUCGCAGAGCCAGGCCGCGGCCCCCCACGACGACAAGGAGCCAGGCGGCAGCCUGCAAAAGGACGACAUCCCCGUGUCCCUCAUCGACGCCGUGCCCACCAGCUCCGAGGGCAAGUGUGACAAGGGGCUGGAGAGCACUGUGGUCUCCACACUGGAUGCCCUGGGAGCACUGGGCGGCUCCGAAGAACAGCAGACCAGGGACAAUUCAGGUGUGGCCAUCCUGAGGGCCUAUAGUCCCGAGUCCUCCUCAGACUCAGGCAAUGAAACUAACUCUUCCGAAAUGACUGAGAGUUCUGAACUGGCCACUGCACAGAAACAGUCAGAAAACCUCUCCCGCAUGUUCUUGGCCACUCAUGAAGGCUACCAGCCCCUGACCGAAGAGCAGACGGAGUUCCCCACCUCCAAAGCCCCUCCUGGGGGUUUGCCUCCAAAGUCUUCUCACAGCCUGGCCGCCCGCCCGGUGACUGACCUCCCGCCCAAAGUUGUGCCUUCCAAGCAGAUCCUUCACUCAGACCACAUCGAGAUGGAGCCCGAAACGAUGGAGACCAAGUCGGUCACAGACUAUUUUAGCAAAUUGCACAUGGGGUCCGCCGUGGUGUACUCCUGCACCAGCAAACGGAAAAGCAAGCUGGCGGAUGCAGAGGGAAAGGCGUCCCCUGGCGCGAAUAUAGCAGGGAAAAAGCAGCAGGGCACCAAGACCCCCGAGACGGAGGAGGAGGCCAAAGGGAAGUGUGGAACCGGGUCUUCUAGAGACAGUCAACACCUAAGCACUUUCAACCUGGAGAGAACUGCCUUCCGCAAGGACAGCCAAAGAUGGUACGUGGCCCCUGACGGGGCAGGGACAGAAAAGAGUGGACUGGACGCAGCAUCGGGCAUUACCUUCCCAAGAGCUUCUGCUCAUGGCACAAGGGAGGCUGAAGGGAAGGAAGAAGGCGCUCCUGCUGGGGAUGCCAAUGACACUGCGGGGCUUGGCCAACGAGACCACUUCUUAACUGAUGUGACCUGUGCAUCUUCAGCCAAAGACUUAGACACCCGGGAGGAUGCAGAGCCGCCUCCCUGUGACCAUCCUUCCAAGCUUCCUGAGGCAGAGGAAGGAGUAGCCCGCCUUUGCGACUACCACUUGGCCAAGCGGAUGUCGUCGCUCCAAAGCGAGGGCCACUUCUCUCUCCAGAGCUCUCAAGGCUCUUCCGUAGAUGCCGGCUGUGGUACUGGCAGCAGCAGCAGCACCUGUGCCACGCCAGUGGAGUCCCCCCUCUGCCCAUCCAUGGGCAAGCACCUGAUGCCAGAGACUGCUGGGAAAGGGGGGACUUACCUGCCUCCUGAGGAGAGAGCUUCCGGGCUGCCCCCCCACGGAGCUACCUUCAAGGACCUGCACCCCCAGACAGAAGGGAUGUGUCCGCGGAUGACAGUGCCUCCUCUGCACACAGCCAUUAAUACCGAACCCCUGUUUGGCACUUUGAGAGAUGGAUGUCAUCGACUCCCCAAGAUUAAGGAAACCACAGCUCUGACAGAGGCUGGGAAGGAGGGACGAGGAGGCAUGCCUUCAGCUUGGUCUCAACAUCCUAGAGCUGAUCUCAUCCUGCUACCAUCAAACAUUCACUUGGAAUCAAAAGUGCCAAUUCCAAAUCAAGACCCUAAUGAAUUCUCCCAAGCAAAUGAGGCAUAUGCAGAGGCUGUGAGCUGGCGGCCGCUGGAUCUGAGAUGGGGGAGCCUCCGGACACCCCCCGGCCAGAGGUCUCUGACGCGAAGCAGCAGCAUCCUCUUGGGAUCUGUCAGUUUGGAGAACUUCCAUGAGAGAACCCAGGCUGCCGUCGGCUUCAAGUGUCCAGCCAUCACAGGAGUGCAGGAAGCCAGCUCAGAGCGGCGAGCAGAGCUCCCUCUGGGACAGAAGCUCAGCAAAAGUUUUUCCCAAAGCUCCAUUCACAUUAGCUGUGAGGGGAAGGUUCCCAAGAGGCCACCGGGGGCUCAGAGAGACUCAAAGCUUUACCGGACAUUACCCUUACGCAAGCUGGAUGGCAGCAGUUGGAGAUGCCGGGGACCUUUCAGCUACUGCUUCCUGAAUCCAGGACAAGAGGAAGAUGGUGAUGAGGAAGAUGGUGAUGAGGAUGAGGAGAAGGAUGAGGAGAAGGAGGGGAGAGAGGCCACCCGCCAGGUAUCCUGCCUCUACCGCCCACAGUUGACUCAAGCCAACACCCAACUCACCAGCCCGCCCCUGGCUGUUGGAAGUCCGAAACCAGGCGCCCAGCAGCCAGGAGGUCCAGUGCCCAAGGCCUGGGUAGAAGCCCCAAGGGGCCCAGAUGACAUGGACUUCAGCAGCCUGGCCUUUGAUGCACAGAUUGCACGCAUCAAUGCCCUCAAGGAGAGCACAUAUGCAAUGCCUGAUGGGUUCCUCGCAGCCCAGAAUGAUGCCAAUGAGCUGCUCUGCCUUGUCAGGGCUACCAAGGGGAAGCGAGAUCCGCCCCACCCUGACACGUUAGACCUGACGCUUUCUCAGUACAAGCAGCUGUUAGCCAUCGAGUCCAGACAGUUGGGAAGUGCCUGCAGGAAGAUGGCGGUGGCCGAGAAAAGCCCGGAGGAGAUGCUUCUGGCGAUGACUUCCAGCUUUCAAGUGCUCUGUUGCCUAACAGAAGCGUGCAUGCGAUUAGUUAAAGUCGUGAACUCCGAAGCGCAGCGGCAGGAAAUCGUGAUGAAGAUCAACGAGGUGGUCAUCAACUACAUUUGCCUCCUGAAAGCUGCCGAGGCAGCCACCGGAAAGACUCCUGGGGAUGUCGAGGUUGGACUCUCGACGCGACAUUCAGUCACCAUGGCCGCGCUCGUAAGCACACUAACCCGUUCUCUCAAGAUGCUUUUAAAUAAAUGAAGUCCGAAAGUCACGUCGUCAUAAUCUACCUUUGCAAAGCCAUACAUGAAUUUUUAUUUCCCUUCUGUGUACGAUGAACAGAUGUCUCCUUUCUUCUCUCUGUAUAUUUUGUUAUUUUAUAUAAACUAGGAGAUAAAAGUCACACUGAUGAAAUGUUGAAAUGUACUAAUCAAGAUGUAUUCUGUUUAUAGUAUAGAUAUAUAUAUAUACACACACACGUGAAAGGAAUUUACAAGAAAGUGAUGCCAUGUGGCUAUUUUUCAGACCUGUCAAAACCACAGGUCGCUGCUGUGAAAUUCUGUUGUGUUCACGCAAAAUACUGAAUCCUAUCCCCUCUCCUCUCAAGCAGAUCCUUGGAAACUAUAUAUUCGUAUAUUUAGAAGUCAAGAAAGAAAGAAAUCACAGUGUAUCCAAAACACUACUAAUGUUUUAAAAUUAUGAUUUUUAGCACUGGAAAUAGCAGAACAACAUUUAAAAUUCAA
Molecule: messenger RNA, 6113 nt
Organism: Sorex fumeus (smoky shrew)
Lineage: Eukaryota; Metazoa; Chordata; Mammalia; Eulipotyphla; Soricidae
Gene: FRMPD4
Product: FERM and PDZ domain containing 4
Exons: 17
Coding region: 427-5631 (1734 amino acids)
Cellular component (GO): cytoskeleton
Molecular function (GO): protein binding
Source: RefSeq, a predicted model, not a curated record